UACACAGCGCAAGUCGGCACGCAGAGGCUGUUGCGGUAGCGCAGAGGCUGAGUAGGGGGAUGCGAAGUAGCAGCAAUACCUCCAGCAGGCGAAGCAGAAGCAAAAGCGGGGGCAGGACCGGGAGCAGCGGGAACCUGGGCGUCAUCGCGGCCAAGGCGCGAGGCGAACAACACACUCGUUCGAGUUCGGUUGUCGACCUGGUUGACAUCCUCGAGAAGAAGGAGCUGUCGGCCGCCGAGGUCAUGGUCAUUCGACAAAGCAUGGUGCAGACUCAAGACAGACUGUUUGUAGCCACCAACCCUAACGAGGUCGGUGGUGGUCCCGGUGCCGGUUCGGCCGAACGAAAGAGCUCGGCGGCAUCGGCUGCGGCGAUGGGGGAGGUGGUUGGCGACGACAGCAUGGUCGUGGGCAAGGGCAUCAUGAUCAAGGGCGACGUUGACAACUGCGCGACUCUAAUCGUGGAAGGCUACUUCGAGGGAAACUUUCGGGGGGGGUUCCUAGCGGUGCCAAAGGGCGGGAAGUACGUGGGGAUGGCUGAAGUGCGAAGAGCUGAUAUCGGCGGCCGGUUGCACGGAACCCUCAGCGCGAGCACCCUACUCGAGGUGCGGGCAUCCGGCAAGAUCGAGGGUAUGGUGCGCUAUAACGAUGUCAAGCUCGAGCAGGGGGGCAGCAUGGUCGGCGAUAUCCAGCAAGGAACGAAAACGUAGCUGGACGGCUUACCACCAACUGGUACUUAUCGCCGCGUGCGCGAUGAUGACGGCCUCGCGCCGUAACUGCUGUAUGAUGUGCUUCGAUUGCAAUCGGAGCAUGUAUGUCCCGCUGCUGCUGGGGUCUGUUACAGACGGGGCGGUUCUGUAGGUCUUCCUUGUGAGGAUACCACACCCUCUGUCAAGCCGUGCACUUGCAAGUAGUACUCUGCUGCUCGAAUCGCUCUUGUGGCGUCCUUGUUACGUCCUGUUCAGUGUACUCGGUUCAUGUGUCUAUUGUGCUCCGUCAGGUGUAACAUUCAUUUAGGUCGUCUCGAGAGCCGGUAGAAGCAGAUCCGCGGCAGAUGAGUGUUCAUCGCUGGAAAGGUUUAGUAUUUUUUUUCCGUGUCACUUCGUCUGUAUAUGUACAUUACCUACUGAAUAUCUACGGUUGGGUGUUUCAAGAAUAUUAAUCAGUCCCAUGUUGUACACGGAGCGUACAAUAUUAUAGCCGACGUGGUAGUGUCAUUCGUGUUCUUCGACGUAUAAGUAGUGGAGACGUUUAACACUUUGAAGGCGUUACCAUGGUCGUGCACCCUGUCGUCUCGUAUUUUGGUUUUUCAGGACCCCCAAAACUUUCCACCCGACUGCAGGGAGGGUAGUGGAAGGUAUUCUAUACCAGGGGGCAUGUUUUCGUUUCGUUCUUUUUGAGAGUGACGUGGUAGGAAUGGGAUACGACAGAUGUUGACGGGAAUUCUAUUGAGAAGGCAAGGCACUAUGAGUUUUAUCGCUACUUGCUGGUGUUCUUGUCUUGGAAAACUUUUGGUUAGGCCCGCCUCGUGGAACACUUUAGGUUUAGCCGACGCUUAUACUCCGCGAAACACAAGCACUAAAUGUGAAUCCGACUUUGGCGUAAUACACAACAAGGCCUUGCGCGCCAGCAAAAAGCAAAAAACACCCG
Ectocarpus sp. CCAP 1310/34 is the source of this 1647-nucleotide messenger RNA. The record is from the annotation of a GenBank genome assembly. Lineage: Eukaryota; Phaeophyceae; Ectocarpales; Ectocarpaceae.